AUGUUAACCAUCUUUGAUAGAAUAUUAAUAAGAAUUGACUGGUUUGAUAACGAAAGUCAGUAUAAAAUCGGUAUGUAUAUAAAUCGAAAACGUACUAACUACCACCACCAACCACCACCACCACCACCUCCGCCUCCGCCUCCACCUCAACCUCCACCACCUCCAUUACUACUACCACCACCUCCUCCUCCACCACUACCACUACCAUCUCCACCUCCUCCACCACUACCACCACCACCUCCUCCUCCACUACCACCAUCACCAUCACCACCACCACCACUACCACCUCUACCUAUACCUAUACUACAUCGCCUACUUUACUACGUUCCUGUUUUAUAA
Rhizophagus irregularis DAOM 181602=DAOM 197198 is the source of this 339-nucleotide messenger RNA. RefSeq lists its product as uncharacterized. The record is from RefSeq and is a predicted model, not a curated record. Lineage: Eukaryota; Fungi; Glomeromycota; Glomeromycetes; Glomerales; Glomeraceae.